Messenger RNA from Plasmopara halstedii, 1671 nucleotides. Its product is annotated as Anaphase promoting complex, Cdc20, Cdh1, and Ama1 subunits. The record is from RefSeq and is a predicted model, not a curated record. Gene Ontology annotation, biological process: anaphase-promoting complex-dependent catabolic process; positive regulation of anaphase-promoting complex-dependent catabolic process; positive regulation of ubiquitin protein ligase activity. The transcript is spliced from 4 exons. The coding region runs from base 1 to 1671 and encodes 556 amino acids. Gene Ontology annotation, molecular function: ubiquitin ligase activator activity; protein binding; anaphase-promoting complex binding. Gene Ontology annotation, cellular component: anaphase-promoting complex. NCBI's taxonomy places the organism in Eukaryota, Oomycota, Peronosporomycetes, Peronosporales, Peronosporaceae.
AUGGAUACAGAUUGCAUUGCUGUACAGGGAUUCACUAGUCAUUGUCCAUACGAGUUGCGACUGUCGAGGCAUUUACACGAAAAUCGCCAGACUCUACCUCAUCUCAUCUCAAAAAGACCAAAGAACAUUUAUAGUGAUCGAUAUAUUCCAUCACGGCUAACCACAAAGCUCGACAAUGGAUUUGAAUUAAAAGCCGAUUCGCCAUGUCAAUCCAGCAACCAAAAUCUUAAUGAUGGAACAUACGGACAUCAAGGUGGUUUAAUCACAACCACGCUUCCUGCUGGGGAUAACAGUUCGAAAAACCAGCAGUCAGAAAUAUCGACCCAAUCUCCUUACUCAAUAAUGCUUAGACGUGAGCUUUUGGGGAUCCAUUCAAUUGAACAUACGACUUUGGGCGGCAGUAAAUCGUUUGCAGGAUCGAGCGCAUCAACUCACGAUCAAACGCGUACAAUUCAUGACCCACGGCACUCUCCAAUAUAUGAUGGCAACACGUGCACAACACAGAAUCGCAGCUCAUCCGGCAAUACAUUGCGCUUUAAAGCUCCACGACCUUCAUUGUACGGAGAUAUGAGAAUGUAUACUCCUCAGUUGGGACUUUCAGCCUCUUCACAUCGUUUUCUUAGCGAUAACCUUCAAGAGAGAGGAUCUCAGCAUCGACGAAUUGCACGCACACCGUUCAAAGUGCUGGAUGCGCCAUCGCUGCAAGACGAUUUUUACCUUAACCUUGUAGACUGGUCUACCACAAAUGUUGUUGCCGUUGGUCUCAGCUCGUGUGUCUAUCUCUGGAGUGCUUGCACCGGUAAAGUGACCGUACUUUGUGAUCUUGGGCCAAACGAUGUCGUCACAUCUGUCAGUUGGAGUCAUCGCGGUACACAUUUAUCGGUCGGAACCAACAGUGGAGAGGUGCAGAUCUGGGACGUCAGUGCUGCAAAAAAAAUUCGCACUAUGACAGGUCACUUAGCUCGCGUAGGAGCUUUAGGCUGGAACGGCCAAUUAUUGGCAUCCGGAAGUCGAGAUCGUAGUAUCCUCGUGCGCGACUUACGAGCGCAGGAGGAAUUUCAGAACAAAUUGGCAGGUCAUAAGCAAGAAGUUUGCGGUUUGAAAUGGUCUUUUGAUGGACGGCAAUUGGCGACAGGAGGCAAUGACAACAAACUGCUGAUUUGGGAUGUACAGACCAUGUCAUCAGGUCUCACCAGCGAUGCCACGAUGCCUCUUGUGCGCUUUGACGAACAUUCAGCGGCAGUGAAAGCAAUUGCAUGGUCGCCACAUCAACAUGGACUUUUGGCCUCCGGUGGUGGUACAGCAGACAGGUGCAUUCGUUACUGGAACACACAGUCAUUGACUCCAUUAUCUCACAUCGACACUGGUUCGCAAGUGUGCAAUCUUAUGUGGUCAAAAAACGCAAAUGAAGUCGUCAGCACACACGGCUAUUCGCUAAAUCAAAUCAUUGUGUGGAAGUAUCCAAACAUGGCCAAGCUCGCAACGCUCACGGGACACACGUUUCGCGUGCUUUACCUUGCCAUGUCACCUGACGGACAGACGAUCGUAACAGGGGCGGGUGAUCAAACCUUACGUUUCUGGAAUGCUUUUCCAAGUACAAAAGGUCACUGUGGCAGUCGAUUAGGGACAGACUUGAUGUUGCGGCUUAGCGUUGGGAGCGAAAUCCGAUGA